Messenger RNA from Geodia barretti, 3336 nucleotides. NCBI's taxonomy places the organism in Eukaryota, Metazoa, Porifera, Demospongiae, Tetractinellida, Geodiidae. The record is from the annotation of a GenBank genome assembly.
AAAUACGUGGAAUUAGAUGUUCUGCUACAAAAAGUCUUUUUCUUACAUUCAACUAAAACAUUUGCGACAAUUAAGAAAGAAUUUUUGGAAUAUCUUCGUGAUGGCUUUGUGUGGGCAGAGACGGUCCUUGGGAUUGCGGUACCUAAUUCCAAAACAGUUGUUAAUCCUACACUGUUUGGGCAUGCAGGUGGAUUAUACACCCUUCAUUAUGAGUUAACUCCAUACAGGGGCUUUACUCUGAGCUUUCUUUACACAAAUGCUGACUUAGGUAGAGUUGUAAAACAGCUCUUGCCUGUAAGUGAUGCAGAAUUCAAAUCGAGUCCUCUCUUAGCCAACUGUGUCCAGCAGUUUACCAUGUGGUUGCAAGCUACAGCCAACACCAUCAAAAAGUCCUCUAGUGUAUCUUUUACAUUCGUUUUGGAAGACUGCAUAAGCUUGUGUUUCUCUUGGACUAAGAUGCUGCGUUUUGAUGCAAUAUACACUUCCAAUCUCAUUGAUCAUGUCUCCCCACCUGCCUUAGUGCUUAAUGCCCUGCCGCUCCUGAAACCAACUGGUACGUUGUUCACAGAGACAUUUCCCACUGAAUUUGUGGGUCCUUACCUGGAAAAAAAUUUCGCCUUUUUACCUGAGCUUUUCCCUGUUUUCCUUGGUAUUCACUGCAUUGGUCAUGAUGGCCAUUAUUCACCAGCUGUAAACCAUGAUCCAAAUCCAAAUCUUGUUCAAUUAAUAAGAUCCUAUAGCACAAGUUUAAUUUGGAGGAAUGUUACCUCAAAUCUGCUGAUUUUCGAGAGUAUCAAAGAAUCUCAACAUGCAGUUGAGUCGCUUCUUAAGUUAUGUUGCUCAAAUGCCAUUUUGUCAUGGGUAGAUGUCACCGGAUCUUUUGAGAGUUACUUAUGUGUCUUGCAUCAAUUUUUGAAACGGGUGCAGUUUAGCACUCUUGUUCAUGAGUUCCUACAGCCACUCUGUGAUUCAAUUAAGAAGGAGGUUUGUUUGAAGCCUCACCUCGUUCAAUUGCAAACUCAGUCACUGCUGCAUGGCAUCCACAUGCAUCUCACACUGGCAGAGGACGACUGCCCGGUCUGUAUGGGUAAGUCACUUGAUACCUACAUCCAGCAAUUAUCUCUGUCUUUGGAGAUUGACAGCCUUGAUACACAGCCAUACAGUCCCCCUACGUUUGAAAUACAGUUUGCCUCUUCGCUGGGGGACUUAGCAAUUCUGAAAUCAUACUCAAUCACCUGUUGUAAAUCAAAAUUGGAUUUGACAUUCUUUAUGCCAAAACAUUACCUUGCCCAGUUUAGUCUUCUUCGUGUCGAAAUGCACCAACAUUUGGUUCAAAAAGAAGUGUAUUGUGGUCCGGUGGAACACCUCGAGUUUUCCCCUACACAUGACUACGAGUUUAUGAAAACACCAUUGAGAACUGAAAGUGACGGUGGUGUAUGCAAACUGGGAUACAUUGCGAAGCAUGUUGGGGAUGCCGACAUGUUUGAAACAGUUAUAUCAAUGAGUGAUGCCUGCAUGAAUAAUAUUAUGAUAAAGGAAUCAAAGUUGGAUGCAAAAUGCCUUCAACAAACCCAGCUUCAGUUACUCUGUGGUGACUUAAAAUUGACCAUUUCUUAUCCUUAUGCCAUUGAUGAAUCCAAGACGCACAUUAAAGUUUCCAAGAAGAAUCGCAUAAUUUCUGUGGUGGUGAAGCAUGACGGCUAUCUCGUCUUAAACGAGAAAUCAACCUACCACAUUAAUCCAAGGAAUCCAAUAACUCAUCCAAAGUUUCACUUGGGAAUUGAUGCAAUGGAAAUAUUUUGCAGCCUUCAGGCAUCGUACAACAGGUCAGAUCAUCCCCUUUUUAAUGCAAAACAGUCAUUCACAGAGUUAUUUAAGCAUGCUUUGGAUGGACGUAAAUUCUUCACUUAUUCAUUUCCAAGCAAGCAUUUUGCCAAUUCUCCUGACCUUUAUGCUCUUGUGUUUGUUCAUAAUUUACGAUUUAACACUGUUUUUUCCUCUCCUGCUCUCGAUGUGUCUUACUGUUUCUGUGACACAAAACCAACGCAUCUAUCACGUGACUUUCUCGGACUGGCCAAUGAAUUACUCAAAAGUCUUGGUUUCUCAGGUAAUGUAAUGGUGAAUGAUGCAGAAUAUGAGUUUCUAAAAGAUGUUUCAAAUUAUUUUCUUCCACCAUUCCGCUGUCCAUUCGCAGUGAUUGUGAGCUUGUCACAAGGGCAAUUGAAGCACACAAGCUGUGGGAACAUUUUGACCAUGCAAUACUGUUUCCUCUCUACCCAAACCCUGCCAAUUCAACAUAUCAAAAAUUCAAAAAGUUCCUUGGUGCUACUAGUGGAAUAAGGCGGCCUGGAGAUCUUCCUACCAGGCAGGAUUUAAUGAUAGGCCAAGGAAGAAGAAGAAAACCGAUGGUUGCUCUAUCUGCCAAGCCUCAGCUGUGCCUUUGAAAUGUGAGCAGUGUCAGAAAGCAAGCUACUGUAGCAGCGAAUGCCAGGAAAUGCAUAGGGAUUUUCACAGCCUCAUUUGCAAGCAGAACGACGCCACCUUGUCUCGUGAAUCGACUAAUGAUAAUCCAAAAUUUGUCGAAGAAAAGAGAGACGAAGCUAAGAAAGAUGUAAAGAGCUCCUCCCCAACUGCAGACACCAUUCAGUGUGCAAGAUGUAAGAAACCUGCAGCAAUAGUCUGUCAAUGCAAGCAGGUGUCCUACUGCAGCAAGGCAUGUCAAACACUAGAACGGCCUGGGCACAGCGAGAAAUGCAAAAAAUUGUCUUGUCACAUGACUACAACGAAAGUCCGCUCAUCCGAUUCAACAGAAGAGCCACAAGUCCCAACAGGAAAACCGAAAACUCACUCACCUUGGAAGCAUACUACUGGCAAUGAAUGUGAAAGGUGCAAGAAACCAGCAACUAUCACCUGUAAGUGCAAGCAGGUGUCCUACUGCAGUGAACUCUGCAAGACACUUGAGCAGCCAGUACACAGUGAGGCUUGUGUCAGAGCCUCACAAGAUCUAACCAAACCACAUUCCUCUCCUGAAUGCAAGAGAGUGACAGACACUGAAAGCAAGAGAAUGACAGACAUUAAAGCCUCCAGGAAAGAUUAUAAAUGCUACAAUUGCGGCAAGACAAAGUCUUCUUUGCAACACUGUAAAUGUCGAGAUGCCUUGUACUGCAGUUUGGAAUGCCAGCGACUGCACUGGCCCCAGCAUAAGAAAACCUGUUCAACUGUUAGAAAAUAGAGGAAGUUGUGGUAGUCAUACCGUAUCGUGUAUAUCUUUUCUUGAUUGUAUGCCACAAUAUUAUAGCCAAAAUGAGUGUAUUAUUCAAACUGACGUUCUAAUUA